AUGGCAUCUCCACAGAAAAUCCGGACCCCGCUUACCGACCUGUUCGGCAUCAACCACCCGAUCUUGCUGGCUGGUAUGAACGUCGCCGCUGGUCCAAAGCUAGCCGCUGCCGUGUCGAAUGCUGGAGGCCUUGGUGUUAUUGGUGGCAUGAGCUACUCACCAGACAUGUUGAGGGAGCAGAUUGACGAGAUGAAGCAAGACAUGAAGGACAAGAACGCGCCUUUUGGCAUCGAUUUGCUCCUCCCACAAGUCGGAGGCAAUGCCAGAAAGACAAACUACGAUUAUACCAAGGGCAAGCUGAACCAAUUAAUCGACGUUAUCAUCGAGUCGGGCGCAAAGCUAUUCGUUUCCGCUGUUGGAGUACCGCCGAAGGAGGUCGUGGAAAAGCUACACAAGCAUGGCAUUUACUAUAUGAACAUGGUCGGACACCCAAAGCAUGUACAGAAGUGCCUCGACAUCGGUGUGGACAUCAUUUGUGCGCAAGGUGGUGAGGGUGGUGGACACACGGGAGAUGUUCCCACCACUGUUCUGAUUCCUGCCUGUGUCAAGGCAUGCAAGAACUCCAAGAGCCCGUUGACCGGCAAGCCCGUCACCGUCGUUGCUGCCGGUGGUAUUCACGACGGCAGCAUGCUGGCCGCUGCUCUCAUGAUGGGCGCUGAAGCUGUCUGGGUGGGUACCCGAUUCAUUCUUGCCGAGGAAGCUGGUGCACCCGAAGCACACAAGGAGUCCGUCAGGACCGCCAGCUUUGAUGACACCAUCCGUACGCUUAUCUUCACCGGCCGGCCGUUGCGCGUACGGACCAACCCAUACAUCGAGAGCUGGGAGAACGACAGGCGAGACGAGCUCAAGGAGCUCACGUCCAAGGGUGUUCUACCAUACGAGGCCGAUUUGGAAAAGGUCAUGAGCGGAAAUGCCGAUAAAAUCCCAGGUGCUGAUAAGCUGCCCCAAAACGAAGAGGACGACGUCGAUGACCUCUUGGACCAAUUCCGACCCUUCCUCAUGGGCAAGUGCGCCGCUUUAGUAAACGAGCAGAAGACUGCCAAGGAAAUUGUCGAUGAAUUUGUGAACGAUGCCUCGGCAGCACUGAAGAAGGGAUCUCAGUCGCUUGCCAAGCUGUAA
Molecule: messenger RNA, 1119 nt
Organism: Truncatella angustata
Lineage: Eukaryota; Fungi; Ascomycota; Sordariomycetes; Amphisphaeriales; Sporocadaceae
Product: Nitronate monooxygenase-domain-containing protein
Exons: 3
Coding region: 1-1119 (372 amino acids)
Molecular function (GO): nitronate monooxygenase activity
Source: RefSeq, a predicted model, not a curated record